Eufriesea mexicana is the source of this 2520-nucleotide messenger RNA. RefSeq names its product angiotensin-converting enzyme. The record is from RefSeq and is a predicted model, not a curated record. Gene Ontology annotation, cellular component: plasma membrane. NCBI's taxonomy places the organism in Eukaryota, Metazoa, Arthropoda, Insecta, Hymenoptera, Apidae. The transcript is spliced from 15 exons. Gene Ontology annotation, molecular function: peptidyl-dipeptidase activity; metallopeptidase activity. Bases 4 to 2370 code for a protein of 788 amino acids. Gene Ontology annotation, biological process: proteolysis.
GGUAUGAACGUGAAUUUAGGAGAUGCAGUGCAGUUUCUUCGAGAAUAUGACAGUGAGGCUUCUGCGAUGUGCACGAGGGUAAUGACAGCGCAAUGGAAUUUUGCGACAAACGUCACCGAAGAGAAUCGUCGAAGAAUGAUAGAAGAACAGACUUUGAAGUUAAAAUUUGAUCGAAUUUCGUGGCGGAAGGCAGUCAGUUUCGCUUGGAGUCGAAUAGGGGACCCCUUUGCUAAAAGGGAGCUCAAAAUGAUCGCUAUAAGAGGGCGAAAUUCUCUGACUGAUGACAAAUUUAACGAGUUACACAGUCUGGUCCUCGAAAUGAAAGAAAUAUACGCGAGGACAAGAGUGUGUCCUUACAGAACAGUAGGAGCAAAUUGUGACCUAAGUUUAGACCACGACGUGAGCAAAGUAAUGGCAAAAUCGAAGGACUAUGACGAAUUGUUAUAUUACUGGCACGCUUGGCACGAAGCCACUGGUCCUCAACUAAAGAACAAAUACAUGAGAUAUAUCCAGCUAGCAAAUCAAGCUGCCAGGUUAAACGGGUUCGAGGAUGCUGGUGAUCAAAUGAGAGAAUUCUUCGAGGACGAGUAUUUCCCACAAAACACAGCAGACGUAAUGUCAGCAGUGAUGCAUCUGUACAAAAAUCUCUUCACCUAUGUAAGAACAAAAUUAUUCGAAAGAUACGGCGACAGAAUUAGAAGGGAUGGACCACUUCCGGCGCAUGUUCUGGGGAACAUGUGGGCGCAGAAUUGGGAAGACUUGUACGACGUGGUGCAGCCUUUUCCGGCAAGCAAGAAGCUCGAUGUGACAUUGGACAUGAUGAUUCAGAGUUUCACACCUUUGAGGAUGUUCCAAAUAGCAGAGGAAUUCUUUACUUCCCUUGGAAUGAAGCCAAUGCCACCCGAAUUCUGGAGAUUCUCGAUGUUCGAGAAACCUAUCGACAGAGAAGUGAAGUGUACUCCCAGUGCUUGGGAUUUUUGCAACAGGAUUGAUUACAGGAUAAAGCAAUGUACGAGAGUCACGAUGGAGGAUUUAUUAUCGACACAUCACGAGAUCGCUCGAUUGCAAUAUUAUUUACAAUACAGGGAUCAACCGUUAUUAUUUAGAAAUGAGGCAAUUCCAGGAUUCUUCGAAGCAGUUAGCGAUGCCAUUGAAUUAUCCGUGUUCACUCCUCAGCAUUUAAGUAAAAUUGGAUUGCAUAACAACUCGACGGAUGAUUAUGGAAGCGACAUAAAUUUCUUGAUGCUAAUGGCACUCCGUAAAGUUGCCUACAUGCCAUUUGCAUACAUGGUUGACGAGUGGAGAUGGCGUGUUUUCAACGAGGGUGUCACGGACAUGACGAACAAAUGGUGGGAGUUAAGGCUACAGUACCAAGGAAUCGUGCCUCCUGUGCCACGAUCUGAAAGAGAUUUUGAUCCUGGCUCAAAAUAUCAUGUACCAGCCGAUGCUGUUUAUGCCAAGUAUUUCGUUGGCGUUGUCUUGCAAUUUCAAUUAUUUGAAUCUUUGUGUGAAAUAGCAGGUCACACUGGUGAUCUACAUACUUGCGAUUUUUAUAGAUCACGGGAGGCUGGAAGAUUACUAUCCGACGUAUUGUCAAUUGGUUCAUCCAGACCAUGGAAAGAUGUUGUACGUCAAAUGACAAGAGGUAGGACAAACAGAAUGGAUGCUGGUGCUAUACUAAGAUAUUUCGAGCCAUUAAAUCAAUGGCUGAAACGGCAGAACGAAAUGGAACCGGUUGUCGGUUGGAUCACGAAUCGUGAUGACACAGAAAGACAUCCACAUUACAGAAACUUAUCGUGCAAUUAUGUCCCGUUUGUUAAUCGCAUUGAAACAUACCAAAUACCGCUUAAAUAUAAAGUCGGUAGAGAUACCUUUGUGGCUCGAUAUUCUAACAAAAACGCUACUAAGGAUAGUACCCCGAAAAUAGAGUCGAAGAAAAAAGUAACAUUAUUUCAGAAAAUGAAACAAAUGACCAAGGAUUACUGGCACAUUUUAAUGCCAAUUCAUUUAAUGACAUCUGUAUGUUGGAUAACCAUAUUUUAUAUAACAAUGAAAAGUGGUGUUGACAUUGCAAAUAUCUUGGAAUAUAUGCAUUGCAAUCAGAAAUAUAUAGAGACGCUAAAAAGUAGCAAUGCUGGAAGCUGGGCUUUAGCCUAUCUGCUUUAUAAAAUACUUACACCUCUCAGAUAUACAGUCACUAUAGGGUUUACAACAAUGGUUAUUAAAAGACUUCGAAAAUAUGGAAUGAUGAAACCUUUGUUGUAUCAUAAAAAUUCGCAAAUGGCAUACAAGGUACCAGAAGCAAAUAAAGCGACAACACAAAAGCAGGGAUUGAAAGUAGAACGUCCAACAGAACCUCCUAAAACAUAGUAAAGAUAUAGGCAAAAGUAAAAUUUAUCAAUUGCAUAAAAGGUUUCUUGAUUUGUUUAUAAUCUCUGACUUCAAACAAAAGACCGAGCUGAUGUAUAUUGUUUUUUGUAAAUGAGUAAACAUUAUAAUACUAUGAUAAAAAAAAAAAAA